Messenger RNA from Corylus avellana, 2500 nucleotides. RefSeq names its product phospholipase D alpha 1-like. Gene Ontology annotation, biological process: phospholipid catabolic process; phosphatidylcholine metabolic process. Gene Ontology annotation, cellular component: plasma membrane. Lineage: Eukaryota; Viridiplantae; Streptophyta; Magnoliopsida; Fagales; Betulaceae. The record is from RefSeq and is a predicted model, not a curated record. Gene Ontology annotation, molecular function: calcium ion binding; D-type glycerophospholipase activity.
AUGGCGAAAGUGCUGCUGCAUGGGACACUUCAUGCUACAAUCUAUGAGGUUGAUAUGCUUUCUGACAAAGGUUGCUGCAUUUUCUUCUGCAAGCUAAUUGAAAGCAGAGAAACUCAAGGGUUUGGAAAAGGUGCUUCCAAGCUCUAUACAACAAUGGAUAUAGGGAAUGCUAGAGUUGCCCGUACUAGACUUGUAGAAAAUGAAAACUGUAAUCCCCAAUGGUCUGAGUCAUUCCACAUAUACUGCGCUCACAGGGCUUCUUGUAUUUUAUUCUCUAUCAAAGAAGGCAAUCACAUUGGAGCAAGAGUAAUAGGUAGGGCUUCCAUGCCUGUUGAUCAGGAAUUAGUAAAUGGAGAAGAAGUAGACAGAUGGCUUAAGAUCUUGAAAACCAACCAUAAACCUCUCCAUGGAGGUCCUAAAAUCCAUGUGAAGUUACAAUUUUUUGAUGCCACCAGAGAAUUUAGCUGGUCUAGAGGGAUUAGAAGUCCUAAAUUCCCUGGAGUUCCUUACACAUUCUUCACACAGAGACAUGGUUGCAGAGUUACUCUUUACCAAGAUGCUCAUAUUCCAGACAAAUUUAUCCCAAAAAUUUCUCUUGCUGGUGGGGGUAAGAAUUAUGAGCCACAUAGAUGCUGGGAAGAUGUUUUUGAUGCCAUUUCUAAAGCAAAGCAUUUGAUAUACAUUACUGGAUGGUCUGUAUAUACUGAGAUCACUUUGGUAAGGGACUUGAGAAGACAAAAGCCUGGAGGAGAGUUGACCCUGGGGGAGCUUCUCAAAAAGAAGGCAAGUGAAGGGGUGAGGGUCCUGAUGCUUGUUUGGGAUGACAGAACUUCUGUAAAGUUACUAAAGAAAGAUGGAAUAAUGGCUACUCAUGAUGAAGAUACAGGAAGCUAUUUCCAUGACACCGGAGUCCACUGCGUUUUAUGCCCCCGUAAUCCCGGCAACGACGAAAGCAUUGUUCAAGACUUGGAGGUUUCCACCAUGUUCACUCAUCACCAGAAGAUUGUGGUGGUGGACAGUGAGAUGCCCAAUAUAGAAUCUGAAAAGAGGAGGAUUGUGAGCUUUAUUGGAGGUAUUGAUCUCUGUGAUGGCAGAUAUGACACUCCCUUUCAUUCCCUUUUCAGGACUCUAAACACAGCUCACCAUGAUGAUUUUCAUCAGCCCAACUUUGCUGGUGCCUCAAUUAAGAAAGGUGGACCUAGGGAGCCUUGGCAUGACAUUCACUGCCGGUUAGAAGGACCUAUUGCCUGGGAUGUUCUAUUCAAUUUUGAGCAGAGAUGGAGAAAGCAGGGCAUGAAGGACUUGCUUAUUCAAUUAAGAGAGCUAGAUGACAUAUUCAUAGCCCCAUCUCCAGUUAUGUAUCCCCAAGACCAUGAAACAUGGAAUGUUCAAUUGUUCCGGUCGAUCGAUGGAGGAGCCGCCUUUGGCUUCCCUGAUGCUCCUGAGGCUGCAGCCAGGGCAGGUCUGGUCACUUGGAAGGAUAAUGUAAUUGACAGAAGCAUUCAGGAUGCUUACAUAAAUGCCAUUAGACGAGCAAAGAGUUUCAUAUACAUAGAAAAUCAGUAUUUUCUUGGCAGCUCAUUCUGCUGGGACUCGCAUGACAUUAAGAUAGAGGAGAUUGGUGCAGUGCAGCUCAUUCCAAAGGAACUGUCACUAAAGAUUGUUAGUAAGAUUGAGGCAGGAGAAAGAUUUAGUGUCUAUGUUGUCAUGCCAAUGUGGCCAGAGGGUAUCCCAAAGAGUGCAUCAGUGCAGGAAAUAUUAAACUGGCAAAAGAGGACUAUGGAGAUGAUGUACAAAGACAUAGCUCAGGUCCUCCAAUCCAAGGGGCUUAAGGCAAGCCCGAAGGAAUAUUUGACAUUCUUUUGCCUUGGCAAUCGAGAGAGCAAGAGAAGUGGAGAAUAUGAACCUUCAGAGAAACCAGAACAUGAUAAAGCUUACAGUAGAGCUCAGCAAGCCAGGCGCUUCAUGAUCUAUGUUCAUGCUAAGAUGAUGAUAGUUGAUGAUGAAUACAUAAUCAUUGGAUCUGCAAAUAUCAAUCAGAGGUCAAUGGAUGGUGCCAGGGAUACAGAGAUUGCCAUGGGAGCCUACCAACCAUUUCACCUGGCCACCAAGCAGCCAGCUAGAGGCCAAAUCCAUGGAUUUCGAAUGGCAUUGUGGUAUGAGCACUUGGGCAUGCUACAUAACUCCUUCAUUCAACCAGAGAGUGUAGAAUGUAUCCAAAAUGUAAACGGGAUUGCCAAAAAGUACUGGGAUCUCUACUCCAGUGAGACACCACCAGAGCAUGACUUGCCUGGCCAUUUGCUCAGUUAUCCCAUUGACAUUACUGAAAAUGGAGAGGUCACAGAGCUACCUGGGACUGAAUUCUUCCCAGACACAGAGGCUAGAGUUCUUGGAUCCAAGGAGUUGCUUCCUCCAAUUCUCACUACUUGAUUCUUUGCUCUUAUUUGAAAAAUGAGCUCUUUCUUGUUUAUAUGUCAUAGAAUUCCCUGUACUUCUUGAA